Messenger RNA from Temnothorax curvispinosus, 3369 nucleotides. Its product is annotated as Y+L amino acid transporter 2. The record is from RefSeq and is a predicted model, not a curated record. Gene Ontology annotation, biological process: amino acid transmembrane transport. Gene Ontology annotation, cellular component: membrane. NCBI's taxonomy places the organism in Eukaryota, Metazoa, Arthropoda, Insecta, Hymenoptera, Formicidae. Gene Ontology annotation, molecular function: L-amino acid transmembrane transporter activity. The transcript has 10 exons.
UAAUGAGCACGAUUAAUGAGCGCACGACGGCAGGCAUGCUGCACCAAAGAACAGGUUCUCGUCGAGACAGGUUGUUUGUCGGGUGACAAUAAAGAAAGAAUGUCGAAGUCAGGGAGCAUCAAAGAUGGCGAGAAGGGGCCCUACGACCCGGUCCCUACCGCCGAAAAGGCUAACGACGAGAUCAAGCUGGAGGCGAAAAUGUCACUUCUCAACGGUGUCACCGUCAUUGUCGGUUCUAUCAUCGGUUCCGGCAUUUUCGUCAGCCCGACGGGUGUCCUCAAGUAUACCGGAAGUGUGAACGCGAGUCUUCUCGUUUGGACGGCGUCCGGGAUUUAUUCCAUGAUAGGGGCUUACUGCUACGCCGAGCUCGGCUGCAUGAUUAAGAAAUCGGGGGCGGAUUACGCGUACAUCAUGGAGACCUUCGGGCCCUUCCUGGCGUUCAUCAGACUGUGGGUCGAGUGCAUGAUAGUACGCCCUUGCAGCCAGGCCAUCGUGGCCUUGACUUUCAGCGUCUACGUCCUCAAGCCGCUUUUCCCGGACUGCACGCCGCCCGAUGACUCCGUAAGAAUGCUCGCCGUCUGCUGCAUAUGUAUUCUCGCUUUCAUAAAUUGCUGGGACGUCAAAUGGGCGACGAGGGUGCAGGACGUCUUCACGUAUGCGAAACUACUCGCGCUUUUCAUAAUAAUCUUCACUGGAGCGUAUCAGCUCUUCACCGGACACACGCAGUAUUUCACGUUUGACAACAGCAACACGGAAGUCACGUCUAUAGCCCUCAGUUUUUAUUCAGGCCUGUUCGCUUACAACGGCUGGAACUACUUGAACUUCAUAAUUGAAGAACUGAAGGACCCCGUUAGGAAUCUACCGAAGGCCAUCGGCAUCUCGUGCGCACUCGUUACGAUCGUCUACGUCCUUACGAACAUGGCUUUUUACACGACCCUCAGCCCCGUCGAAGUGCUCGGUAGCGAAGCCGUGGCAGUGACAUACGCAAAUAGAUUGUUCGGCGUGAUGGCGUGGACGAUACCGGUUUUCGUGGCUCUAUCUACAUUCGGCGCGGUUAACGGCAUUCUACUCACGUCCUCGCGGCUCUUCUACGCGGGUGCCUGCGAGGGUCAGAUGCCAGAGAUACUGACGAUGAUCCAAAUUAACAGGUUGACACCUGCGCCCGCCGUAAUUUGCAUGGUAAACCGCUCUUCCCUCUAAUUUGUAGGCUUAUCUUACCGCGAACUCAGCAUAGGUGUCUCCGUGCUGUGCCUUCCGUGGCUCAGGUGGACCCAGCCGAACUUGGCGCGGCCGAUCAAGGUGAAUCUCAUCUUUCCGAUCUUCUACAUCCUGGCCACGCUUUUCGUUACAAUUGUACCGAUGUACGCGAGUCCCGUCGAAACUGGAUACGGCUGUCUAAUGAUACUCUCCUCCAUACCUGUCUACCUCAUGUUCAUCGCAUGGAAAAACAAGCCGAAAUUCUUCCAAAGGAAAGUCGUAAGCACGACAAGGUUUUUGCAGAAGAUAAUGCUGGUGGUCGGCAAAGCGAAACCCGCUCAGGUGUAAACAGUCAAGACGAAUCGGAUCGAGAUCGAAACGACGAAGGCGAGACUUUUCUGGACCCGGAAAUCACGGAGGAUUUUCGUCGAUCUUUGAGUUGGCGAUGACCGUCUCUUCCUCCUAUGGAAAAAAAACCCACGAUUGGGAGCGAGAUCGGUUGGCAGAUAGACUCUUCUAGAUUGAAAAGCGUCCUGAAACAAGAGGCAGCCAUAUCGUAUCGGGACGCCGAAGGGAAAGAAAUUAGGGCGAAAUGGCUCGUCUUCCUGAUUCGGAUCUCGUCCUUGGCGAACUCCUAUUGAGAUCUGCCCGCCCAGUUAGGAGAUUUCGAAGCAAGGCUGUUGUCUCUCGUUCGAUUUCACGACGAAGGGAUAUGCGCGAAGACACGUCUGCACGCUUCUGAAUUAAUUUUACUCGACAGUAAGCAUCGAAUAAAAUUAAUCAAGUUUUUUUGCUUUCGCAAAGAUAAGUUAAAUAUAAUCGAUAUAAUUAUUUUAUAUUAGUGCUGUCAGUAUGCAAUGCCACUAUUUCUUUUUAUAUAACAGACAACAUCCGAGUAAUAAAUCUUCAAUAAUUUGCUCGAGCACAGAAUAGAAUAAUAAUUACAGAAAAAUUUGCAAAAUAAAUUGAAUAUUGAGUAUUUCUAGAUUAUCUGGUUAAAAUAAUUGAUUACUUGGAUAUCUCGGGGACACGAUUAAUCCACCGCGAAUACUGAUAGCGCUAUUAUUAUGCGGUGUGUCAUAAGGAACUUUUUUUAAAUAUCAAUUACACCAUUGUAAAUCCGGCAUAUUCGGAUUAUCAUUUAUCGCCGUCGUGACAUGAUUUCCGUCACGAUUAAAUUUGAUCAAUCUCCUACGGAGAUUGGGAAUAAUAAUGCGCAGCGCAUUAUGAAAAUUAUGCGAAACUUUAAUUCUAAAAGUUUUAAUUCUAAUUAAUUUGAGAAACUAGUUUUUAAUUGAUCUUAAACGAGGAACGCACGUGUGCGAAUUAUAUUGAUGACGCAAGCCUUCUUCCUCGAAUUAGAUUAAUUACUAUGUCCAUAAGCAAGCAGAGGAGAGCUCGAUAAAUUAUUAAACGCGAUUCUAAUGUAUACUAUGAAUCAAAAUCGCGUCUAAGAUAUGUGUAUACUUCUAAAUAGCCUACAAGCAAUACACGUAUCGUAUUCGGGACGGGAGAAAGAAACGAUCGCGUGAGGGGUUUCAUCGCGAUUAUAUCUUUCUCCGUGCGGUGAUCUGUGCUAAAAACCAACGGAGGAGUUGAAUUAAAAAAAUCCGACGUGCCAGAAAGGUUGAGAUAACGAUCCAAGUGUCACUGUAGUUAAUUAAGCACUGUUUAAGCUAUUAGUCUUACCAUUAGUCGUAGCGCGUUCGAUAGACGUUGUUUGCUGUAUGUAUAUCUCUCGUGAUCCUCGUUGCCUGUUCUUCGUUGUCUCAACGCCGUUGUGAGUUUUGGCACUCGGACGCGUUUGUAAUUUGACUCGAGCCGAGAAUCGUCCGUAUACACGCUGGCGAACAUUCCAUACAUUUACGGUGCCGCUUCCUUUCGUUUCACACGCAUCCGCGAACCGUUUCGUUUUAGAUUAAAACUAGGGAUGCAAAUAUCCGGAAACGAUAUCAUUCCUGUACAUUCAUGUUCGAUGAUGCCUCAAUAUCCGUGGAAAAUACUCUUCCACGGUUUCUUUUUGCAGAGGCAGCAUAACGCGAUAACGUUUUCAAUUAUACUGAAUAGUCAAAGCGUGGCGCAAAUUCGCUUUAAGAGAAAAGAGACUUUAGGAAAUUACUGAAGAAGGAAGAACGAAAAAACUGUGAUUAAAUGUAGACGCUAACUUGUAUA